AUGGCGGAACCGGAGUUGAAUGUAGACAGUCUCAUCUCUCGGCUGCUCGAAGUCCGAGGAUGUCGCCCAGGGAAGACAGUACAAAUGACAGAGGCUGAGGUUAGAGGACUUUGUUUGAAGUCAAGGGAGAUCUUCUUGAGUCAACCUAUACUUCUAGAGCUAGAAGCUCCACUUAAAAUUUGUGGUAAGCAAGCACCAGGGUUCUCCUUGGAGACAAUCUGUCUCUUGUUGGCCUACAAAAUCAAGUAUCCAGAAAACUUCUUCUUGUUGCGGGGCAACCAUGAAUGUGCUAGUAUCAACAGGAUUUAUGGCUUUUAUGACGAAUGUAA
Candidula unifasciata is the source of this 329-nucleotide messenger RNA. The record is from the annotation of a GenBank genome assembly. Lineage: Eukaryota; Metazoa; Mollusca; Gastropoda; Stylommatophora; Geomitridae.